CGGGUGCGCGCGCCUUGCUGGGACUGCGCGACUCUCUUAAUCUGGAUUGGAUUAGGAUGCAGCGCGCGCGCGUGCUGUAAUCAUCAGUACGGUGAUGCUGUGAUCUGCGGCGCGUGACACAUCUGGAAGAGGCGUGCGACGGCGCGCGCGCGGAUGCGUCACAGGAGAAGAAGGGACGCAGAAAAGGAAACUUUGGCGCACAAAUGGAGCGGCGACGCACCGAGCUGCGCGUUUAGACUCGUUUCAACUCAUGUAAUCUCUCAGUGGCGGCCUCGGUUCGGACAUGUGAAGAAAUGGCAGAAAACGGGAAUAAUGGGGAUGGAGGAGGUACUGGACCACCGUGUGAUCCCAGCAGCUUCUCUGGUGCAACUCUUGGGACCAAACGGCACGUCCCUCGAGGGAUUGUGAUCCAGCUGACGGGGACGGAGGGAGGGUGGGACAGCAUGGAUGAAAGCGAGCUGAUCUUCUCCCUGGACCACAACGAGGACUACCCGUCCAUAUCCCUGUCCAAGGAGAGGACUCUUUCUGCAGAAGAAGAAGCAGGUCUGAAGUCCCAGAGCUUCCAUGUUCCCCUCUCACCUUCGUCUCCCGAUUCCUUGGGGAACUUUUCCGCCAGCUUCCUGUCCCCCGGUCCUUCCUCGCCCACCCACCGUCCUCUCGCAAACCUGGUGAAGUCCCUCUCCACGGAGCUGGAGCCGAAGGAGGGCUCCAGCCUCCGACCCAAGCCCUUCCUGAGCCUCGUCAAGUCCAUCUCCACGGAGCUGUCCCGCUCCGAACCCGAGGUGUCCCAGUCCAAGUCGGAUUCCCGCCUCAACCUUCACCUGUGGAAGCAGCUGACCCAAACCAAAACCCGAAGCAACGGCGACUCUCGAACGGCCCCUCCGACCCCCACCACGCUCUCGCCGAGCGGCGACGGCCCAAAGGGGGGGUUCUUCAAACUGGAGCUGGACGACACCAAGAGGAGGCUCUCCGAGGCCGUGCAGGAACCUCUGAGCAGCAUGUUCAGCAAGAUCCGGCGCGAGGACGUCGGGGGGAGCCCCAAACACCAGAGCAAGCCCCAGCUGGCUCAUCAGAGCAGCAGCCGGAGUUUGGGUCGGGAGGGCAGCACGGACCUGUCAGAGUCUCCCGUGAGAAACGCUCGGAAAACCGACGCCGACGUCCUGCCGGUGUUUGAGUGGCCCUCCGUGAGGCACGCGGCGAGAGGUCAGCGCGGCCUCUGUCCCGUACAUCAUCCCCGGCAGCACCACAGAGACGAGGAGCUGGAAAUCUGCACAGACGGCGACACCAUGCACGUCUUCUCCAUCCAGACUCGGAGGAAGCCCAGAAGCCUCGCCGGGCUCCGGGUUCUGGCGUCACCGCCAGCCGGUGGAUCUCCCAGGCCCCCGAACCCUUUGCCGCGCAUGAGCUUGUUCUGCGUAGCCGUGCUGUCCUACGGAUACUUCAUCCUACCUCUGAGCCCGUACUUCUCCGGAUUGGCUUUGGGAUUGGCCUUUGGGUUUUUGUUGGGUCUUUUCCUCAUCCGGAUGGGUUCCUGCAGGUCUGACUGCUCGGCGUCGACUCACCAACCGGAAGAGAUGCCGUUUGAAGAAAGGACUCUGACAGGCUGCUUUGACAGCUCUGAGCCUGACGUCCUGAAGGGCUGGAUGAAUGAAAUCCAUGAUUACGACCCAGAAACCUGCCAUCCUGCCAUGACUCACUCCGUCUUCGCGACCCUGGAGGGCUCCUGCCUCCGUCUGGACUACCCACGCGCCAACAUCAGCCGCAGGGCGGCCUAUGAUGAGAAAGUCCACGACGCUACCUUUGUCAAGUCCCGCUGCUUUCAGCUCGCACAGAGCAAAGUUUUUUUGCUGCCGUCUGUGUUAGCUCGGAAAAGGGUUUGGAACCCCAAAUACCCCAUCUGCAUCCAGCUCGCCGUGGGGUCCCACUCCCAGCCCGGGGAGAAAGGCGGCUCCGUGGAGAACCUGAAAGAGGAGCAGGGCGCCGAACAGUCGCCGAGCUCUUCCAGAGCCGCUCUGUACCUGUUUGGCCGCACAGGAAGAGAGAAGGAGGAGUGGUUCCGCCACUUCCUGUUCGCCUCCAAGGAGGCGGAGCUCGAAAAGCCAGGGGAGAAGCAGAAGCCGGGCAGAUGCAUUUCCCAAUCGGGUGACCCAACGCCGAACGUUCCUUUCCCGAACAGCAGAAGCCCGAGCAGAGGGGGCAGCGGUGACCACGACGCCCCUCCCACACCCCCGGCGCCGUGCAUCCCCUCCGCCCCCCCUGGAGCCUCCAGGGGCCUUUCUACGUUCGAUUACCCCAGCUACAUGGCUCGACUUCUGGCCACAGAAUACUCCACGCCCCUCUCCAGUCCGGGAGGAAGCAGCGUGGAGGCCAGCCCCACCGCCAGAAGAAAAUGUACGUGUGAUCUGACAGAGUUCCCUGAAAACAGCCAAACGGCGUGGGUCAACGCUCUGAUUGGUCGAAUUUUCUGGGAUUUCCUGCGAGAGAAGCACUGGGUGGACGCCGUCUCCCACAAGAUUCAGAAGAAGCUCAGCAAAAUCCGACUGCCUUACUUCAUGAACGAGCUGAGUCUGACGGAGAUGGACAUGGGUUGCUCCGUGCCGCAGAUCUCCGCGGCGUCCAGUCCAGAGGUGAACCACAGGGGCCUGUGGGUGGAGCUGCAGCUGGUCUACACGGGGAACCUGCAGAUGACCCUGCAGACCAAGUGUGACCUGUCCAGGCUGGGGAAAGAGGCCGGCCGGGACCUGGCUCACUGCUUCACCGAAACUGGUACCCCAUGCUCCAGGCCCAUCCUCAGGGUGUUGGCAGACAGUGACGAAGAGUCGUCCAGCGCCGCUUCAUCCGAUGAAGAGGAGCUGCUUCUGUCUGAGCCUCUGGGUCCAGCUGGAGAAAAGGUCUCCACUCCGACCAGUGAAGGGGCGGGAGGAGGGAAGACUGGAAGGAAGAUUUUGAGAUUUGUGGACAAAAUCACUAAAUCCAAGUACUUCCAGAAGGCGGCAGAGAGCGACUUCAUCAAGAAGAAGCUGGAGGAGAUGUCCAACACGCCGCUGCUGCUCACCGUGGAGGUCCGAGAGCUGUCGGGGACGCUGGCGGUCAACAUCCCGCCGCCGCCCACAGACAGGAUCUGGUACAGCUUCUGUGUCCCCCCCAAGCUGGAUCUUCACGUGCGUCCCAAACUGGGGGAGCGAGAGGUGACCUUCUGCCACAUAACCGAGCUGAUCGAGAAGAAACUCCAGGACGAGUUCCAGAAAGUGUUUGUUCUGCCAAACAUGGAUGACAUCUACGUCCCUCUGAUGUGCUCUGGAGUGGAGAACCAGCAGAGCUCCUCCACAGACUCUAUUGAGAAGAUCCCGCCUGAGGGGGCGGAGCCUGACUAGUGCCUCAGUGUUGAGAUUUUGAUACGUAAAAAACGAGUUUGCCUCUGGAGGUUUGAGGAGCACAAUAAGCUGAAACAGACGUUUCAUCCAGAAAUAAAAACAUUAAACAUUUAAAAAUUGUUUACAUGGAUGAUCAAUAAAUUUGAUGUUUACAACUUUGGAUGAUGAGAUUGUGAAGAUGGUUAAAUAAAAGCUGGAGAACCAGUUCUUCAACGUC
This is a messenger RNA of Oryzias melastigma (Indian medaka), 3591 nucleotides long. It is a transcript of the gene tex2l, whose product is annotated as testis expressed 2, like. Bases 294 to 3374 code for a protein of 1026 amino acids. The record is from RefSeq and is a predicted model, not a curated record. Gene Ontology annotation, molecular function: lipid binding. NCBI's taxonomy places the organism in Eukaryota, Metazoa, Chordata, Actinopteri, Beloniformes, Adrianichthyidae. Gene Ontology annotation, cellular component: endoplasmic reticulum. The transcript is spliced from 12 exons.